This is a messenger RNA of Arabidopsis thaliana (thale cress), 349 nucleotides long. RefSeq lists its product as uncharacterized. The record is from RefSeq and is marked reviewed. The transcript is spliced from 2 exons. The coding region runs from base 1 to 129 and encodes 42 amino acids. NCBI's taxonomy places the organism in Eukaryota, Viridiplantae, Streptophyta, Magnoliopsida, Brassicales, Brassicaceae.
AUGGCUGCAAAAAUAUAUUUAUUAGAAAUCUCCGGUGGUGCAGGAGGUGGAGGAGGCCAUGGUGGUGGAGCUGGUGGAGGUUUUGGCGGCGGUGCAGGAGGAGGAGGAGGCCAUGGUGCUCGUUUUUAAAUAUAGCUUUAUAGGGUAACUUGCUUGUGUCUCAAGCCAGAUUAAAAAGGAAGAUAUUUGCUGGAGAAUUUUAUUAUGAAUGGAAUAAAUGAUAUUUAAGAAGUAUUAGCUAUUAUAUGUUCAUGACUUCAUUUCAGUGAGGAAGACCACAUAUGAAUUGUAAAAAAUUGCCGGCGAAGAUUUUUUGGGGAAAAUGCUAAGAAAAUAUUAAACUUUAACA